AUGCCAGAAAAUGCCGAGGUGCAGGCACAAAGUAAAUUAUUUCGCGAAUGCCGCGUCACAACGGCAAAGAUGCAUCAUUCAAUUAGCCGCAUCACUGGUGACUUGGAGGACGAGUAUUACAUGGAGCUCGCUUCGAAACUGCCCAUGUCAUCGGAAGAGCACGUGCGCUUCGUGGAAGACAAACUUUCACAAAACGAAAGCACGGAUGCUAUGAUGCGGCUAAUAUUGAAGUCAAAGGGCGCAAAAGGAAGUGUGGACGGCGUACUGCGUGGUAUGUUUUCUGACGAUCUACUGUACCACUACAAUUUAGAGGGACGCAAAGAGAAGGGAUCCCUACUAAAGCUAAAGGUCGUAGGGUUAGUUUUUGAUAUAUUUCCUAACAAGGAUAAAAACAUUAUCUGUGGGGAGCUCCGGAGGUUUGUGGCCUUAAGUCACAAUCGUUUUAAGCAAAAAAAGCAUAAACUUAAGACAAAAUUAAUAUAAGUUUUCUUAUUAUUACUUAUAUAUUGUUACGAAUUUACUCUUGCUAGUUUACUUUGUUAGGUUCGUAUCUCUGGAUUGACAAAUAAAAUCAACACUGUUUAAUUUAAUUCAACAACUCUUUAUUUCACAACUCGUCUACACUAUAGCAGUUUACUCUUAGCACUGAUUGAUUACGUUGGCGCUGCCACGGCUUAUAUAGCCACGCACUUAUCGCUGAUGCCGACGUGUCCUUCUAGAAUAUUGCGUCUGGAAAUACCAGAACAUAAUGUUAUACGGCGCCAGACGCAAGCAGACAGCCGCGGCGCCAGACUCAGCAAUUGUUUAAGUAGACAAGCAGACAGUGCGGCGACAGAUGUCUAUUGUUUCGCGGCGCCAGAUGUCUACAACAAGACAAAUGCUAUUCCAUAUACCUACAGCUAUUGUUCAUAAUAAGGGAUGCAUAUAGCAAUACAAAUACAACUUAAUACUACUUUUGUACAAAUGGGGCGAGCCUCUCCAAAUGUACUACUUUCAUUUUACAUCGUGCUUUUCCAUUUCUUUGUAUGCGGUAUACCACGUCAUUAAGUCGUUUCAUCACCAUAUAGGGUCCUUCCCAGGCUGUCUGCAGUUUCGGGGACAAGCCUUUCUUUCGAAGUGGAUUGUACAACAGGACCAGAUCACCUUCUUCAAAACCUUUUGAAUUUGCCGCUUGAUCGAACCGGUCCUUCAUCUUAUUGCUCAUCAGAUGCGUAUGCUGUCUUACCAUUAGAUGCAAUUCAUUCAUUUCUUCCUUUAAGGCAGAACAAUAAUCUCCAUCAUUUCUUACAGCUGUAGGAUUCGUUCCAAACUUAAGAUCAGCAGGGAGUCGCAGAUCAGAUCCGAAAAUAAUCUUUGCCGGCGUGUAACCAGUUGUCUCUUGCUUCGCUGAACGAUACGCCAGCACGAACAUCUGGAUGCACUUGUCCCAAUUCCGUUGGUCUUUAUCAACGAUUUUCCGCAGAUGUUCUUCGAGCGUUCCGUUGAAUCUCUCUACCAUCCCAUCUGAUUGUGGGUGUAACGCUGUUGUCCGUGUCUUGUGGAUGCCCAAUAAUGUACAAACUUCUUGGAAAAUGGAAGAUUCGAAAUUCCUGCCUUGAUCUGAGUGUAAUUCGACGGGCACUCCGAACCUUGUUAUCCAAUUUUCUACAAACGCUUCGGCUACGGUCUUCGCUUCUUGGUUUGGUAAGGCAUAUACUUCUGGCCAUUUACAGAAAUAGUCCAUGACAACCAGUAGAUAUUUGUUUCCGGCCGUACUGGUUGGGAACGGACCUGCAACAUCCAUUGCGACUCGUUCAAAUGGUGAUCCCACGUUGUACUGUUGCAGCCUACCGCGACUUUUGGCUUUAGGACCUUUAGCU
This is a messenger RNA of Bactrocera dorsalis (oriental fruit fly), 1859 nucleotides long. RefSeq lists its product as uncharacterized. The record is from RefSeq and is a predicted model, not a curated record. Bases 1 to 483 code for a protein of 160 amino acids. NCBI's taxonomy places the organism in Eukaryota, Metazoa, Arthropoda, Insecta, Diptera, Tephritidae. The transcript is spliced from 4 exons.